CUGUUCAACCAAAGUGUGUAUUCCGCCGAGGUAACCACUCAGCUCCGGCAGGUAUGCGAGAAAACGUACGGUAAGCACUCCAAGGGGGCAUUCAGGGAAGGAACGGAAGACGAGUGGAGAAUUGUUCAAGGAUUAGUUGAGGGCACGGUUAUCUGCCGUCGAUUGCCGCAGUUCUUCAACCGCAUCAUGCGAACAGAAGACAAGUUGAGAAUUAUCGGUACAGUGUGA
This is a messenger RNA of Phytophthora sojae, 228 nucleotides long. RefSeq lists its product as hypothetical. The annotation marks the transcript as partial. The transcript has a single exon. The record is from RefSeq and is a predicted model, not a curated record. NCBI's taxonomy places the organism in Eukaryota, Oomycota, Peronosporomycetes, Peronosporales, Peronosporaceae.